GGAAAAACAAGACGCGGAAACAAUAUACAAAAUGUCGCAUGGCCACAGAAUCCAACCACUUAAUCCAGAGGAAUCUUGCGAUCGAAAAUCCGCUGGUUUAUUUGCACAAAGCAAUCAGUCCCGAAGCUGCUGUCUUGGGGGGUUCAGCAGCCAUAUUCUUCCUGGUCGUUCGCCCCAACUUCCUUGUAAUAGAUGACUCAAAGGCGCCUAAUUCGUGGACUCCACCUUUAAACCAACCAUUCCCAUAUGGCAAACAACCUGUGCGGGGCGUGAAUUUGGGUGGUUGGCUGGUUUUGGAGCCUUUUAUCACCCCGUCCCUGUUUAAUGCUUCGGGGGUAAUUGACGAAUACACUUUGUGCGCAUCGCUCGGACCUGACGCGGCAAAAGAAACGUUGGGCAAUCAUUAUUCAACUUUUAUUACCGAACAAGAUUUUGCAGACAUUGCCCAGGCGGGGUUGGAUCACGUGAGAAUACCGUUCGGACACUGGGCGAUAAGCACCACUGCCGAUGAACCCUACGUCCCAAAGCUUAGUUGGGAUUAUCUUCUCAAAGGGAUCGAAUGGGCCAGGAAAUACGGUUUAAGGGUUUUGGCUGAACUGCACACCGCACCCGGCAGUCAAAAUGGAUGGAACCAUAGUGGCAGGCAGGGUAAUGUAAAUUGGUUACUGGGACCAAACGGAACCGCAAACGCAGAUCGUACACUCAGCAUCAUUCAAGAAGCCAUUUCUUCUUUAAACUCGCUCAAUUAUCAACAUGUCGUUUCGUUAAUUUCUCCUUUGAACGAACCUCGCGUGGAAUUAGUCGGACUCAACGUUCUUCAAGAAUGGUAUCAGAAGGCCUAUGAUGUAAUUCAAAAUGUCACAGCCAAAGGACCUUUGCAACCGUGGAUUUUGUAUAGUGACGGUAUGGCUGGUUUAUCGGCUUGGAAAGGUUUUAUGAAAGGUUAUAAAAACGUAGCACUUGACACGCAUCAGUACCUGAUAUUUGAUCCCAAUCUCAUGAAG
Messenger RNA from Acaulospora morrowiae, 1004 nucleotides. The record is from the annotation of a GenBank genome assembly. Lineage: Eukaryota; Fungi; Glomeromycota; Glomeromycetes; Diversisporales; Acaulosporaceae.